AUGAAAUAUUUGACAAUUAUUUUUAUUUUUAUUUUUUUAACAAUUGUUUCAAUACCUUUUAUUAAUGGUACAGUUAGUGGACCUGAUUUAAAAUCAGGUGAUGAUUGGACAGUACCAAAUUGGGCAACAAUAACAACAAAUUCUGGAUUCUUUUCAGAGGAAAGAACUGCAAAUGUUAAUAUCAAUGUAGGAGUAUUUGAUAUUGCUUGGAAACAAAUUAAUCCAUCAAAAGAUGUUUACACUUUUACAACAAGUGCUUCUGUAAAAGAUAUGACAUUUAGUUCAUUCAAUUCUCAAAAUUCAACAACUAAACAAUUUUGGAUGAGAAUUUGGAAUUCUGGUGUAAAUUGGGCACCAACUUGGAUUCAAUCAUUUUGUAAUGUCGCUAGUAUUGGUCAAGAUUAUGACGGUGAUGCUCAUUUACCAAUUUGGAAUUCUUGUGUUUGGGGAGAAAUUAAAAAAAUGUAUUCACAUAUAUUUUUAGAUUUAAAUAUGCGUGCUGAUCCAAGAUUAAAAUUCAUUUAUGUACCAGGUGCUUUUAAUUGGUGUGAAUUUGAUUUUACUGAAAUUGGAAAUUAUUCAACUUCAACAGGUUAUUCUUAUGCUUCAUUUAAUACAUGGUUUCAACAAGCAAUGAAAGAUUUAGUUGAUAUAUUUGGACCAUAUAGUUAUAAAUUAGUUUAUACAGGUGAAGAUUAUCCAUUUGAUGUUGAUAGUUGGCCAAGUGGAAAGAAUUUAUUAGCAAGAGAUGCAGUUUCAAAAGGUAUGGGUAUUAGAAAUGGUAUUACAGAGAUAUUUAAUUUUCAUUUAUCAGAAAUUCCAGCAUAUGGUGUAACGAUUGAUACAACUAGUGGAUAUUUAAAAUUUAACAAGUCAUGGUUACUUCAAGCAAAUCCAAAUAGAGUUAUUGGUACUGAGAAUGAGUGUUAUAAUGAUUGUGGUUUUACAGUUGCAUCAUCAAAUAUUUAUUAUGCUGUGAAAAUGUCGAAUUUGAAAGCACUACAAAUGGGUGUAAAUUGGCUAUAUUUAGUGGCAUCUAGUAGUUAUCUAAGCACCUACCCCGAUUUUUACAAUUGGAUGCGUUAUUCAUUAGGAAAGCAAUCGACAACAGCAUUCGAUGCAUGGGCGACACUCAGAAAUGCACAAGAUACGUUCUGGAUUUACGACACCUCAUUGAAUUGGCCUGGUAAGCCCUAUAUUAAGAAUUUGGAGACUAAUUUACUUCAAAGGGAUAUCAAGGGCGGUGCAUACACAAAGAAUGGCAGUGUAAAAAAAACUAAUAUUUAUGGUGGAAAUACUGAUUUAGGUAUCUCUUAUGAAGGUAGACAAACUGAUUUGGUAACUGGUAAUAAUACAAUGUCGUUCUUUGUAGAUGACGAUUUUUCAUUUGGUACAAUUUCAAAUGUUCAAAUUAAAGUAACCUAUUUAGAUUUACAAUCUACUCAAUGGUUAAUUAGAUAUAAAGAUAGCAAUAACGUGGUAUCUAACACCUCUUCUGUAUCUGUUGGUACUACAAAUACUUAUUAUACUGCUACAUUUAAUUUCACAUCAAUUCAAUUCACAAACUCAAUUUCAGUUGGCAGAAAUGCUGAUUUUGAAAUCAUCAACACAGGUUCAAAAGAUAUUGAAAUCUUAUUCGUUAGAGUUGUAAAAUUAUCACCUACCACAACUACAGGUAGUACUAUCAAUGAUAGUAGUAAGCUAGAUAUUCCAAAUGAAUCUUCAAUUUUAUCAAUUUCAUUUAUUUUAAUUUUAUUAUUAUCAUCGUCAUUAAUUUUAAUUUAA
This is a messenger RNA of Dictyostelium discoideum AX4, 1785 nucleotides long. RefSeq lists its product as hypothetical. The record is from RefSeq and is a predicted model, not a curated record. The transcript is spliced from 4 exons. Bases 1 to 1785 code for a protein of 594 amino acids. Lineage: Eukaryota; Evosea; Eumycetozoa; Dictyosteliales; Dictyosteliaceae.